This is a messenger RNA of Trypanosoma rangeli, 465 nucleotides long. RefSeq lists its product as uncharacterized. Lineage: Eukaryota; Euglenozoa; Kinetoplastea; Trypanosomatida; Trypanosomatidae. Bases 1 to 465 code for a protein of 154 amino acids. The transcript has a single exon. The record is from RefSeq and is a predicted model, not a curated record.
AUGUUGCUGUCGCCCUCCACGCUGCUGCGUCGUAGGUCGCAGGCGUGGUGCAAGGCUAACUGGCAGCUGUUUCGUUCCACCCUAAGUGCUCAUCACUGGGACGGCUCAAGGCGUUUUCUUGACCGCUUUGUCCGGGUUGCGCCGCGCACCGCAAUGAGAGAUAGAGCGUGGUCGACGCGUAACCUCUCAGCUGGCGUAGCACUGAACAAUGUCAGCGAUGGCACGGCUGUUGCAUGUAGACGAGGAAAGAAUAGAGGCAAAGGGAUAUGCACCCGCAUAUGCCGUCGCCUCCAUUACGACACGCACCGUUGCCAAUGCUUCUUGCCGUCGCAGUGGCCACGACGGGCGCUUCUCUUUCAACAUGGCGAAGCGCGAAACAGUGCGCUUAACGCCUUGCGACGGCUGACCCCGAAUCAUUUCAGCGUGCUCGCUGCGGCAGGGGAUAUGUGGCCAUGUCUUUACUGA